GAAAGGUCAAUAUUUGGUGUCCAAAUAAGGAGUGGUUAGCUACUCAGUUGCACGGGAAGGAAAACCCUAAUACGGAGCGUUGUGCUAGCGGCUGAGCUUUAUCUUGGAAUCCAUGGCGGCGGCUGCUGGAUCCGAAACCCCCCGAACCCCAUCAACUCCGAUUCGGAAACCUCAAUCCUCUUCCGAAUCGGAAAUCGAAUCCGACUCAGAAUCCGCCAAUGAAUCGUCUCUGAAGGCGCCCGAGCCAGCUCCGAGUCGCACUCUGGACGACGUGAAGACGAAGAAGAAGAAGAAGAAGAUCAAGAACAAGAGGAAGAGUACAGCCAGUCCUAAAACACAGGAAAAGAAGUCUGCGGGAAAGCGAGUUUUUAGCGACGAAGAUCAGAUUGUUCUUCUCCAAGCUAAGAUUGACUACAAUUCCCAAAAAAAAGCGGACGCUCUCGGGAAUGUCACAAAUUUCUAUGAUUUCGUCAAGGACAAGUUGAAUGUCGAGGUUUCAAGGCUCCAGGUGAGUGAGAAGUUAAGGAGGCUUAAGCGGAGGUUCAAGGAUGCCGCCCCUUCUACUUCUGAUCCUACUGAUCUCAAGACUUUCCAACUUUCCCAGAAAAUUUGGGGUUCUGAAAUUAGCAGUGGCAGUAAUGCAUUGGGAAAGAGCAAAGCGAAGAAGAGAAAAGCACCCAAAGAUGAAGAAAUUGUGGUGAGCAAAAAGAUGAAGCAGAAGAUUGCAGUUGUGGAAAAAGAUGACCAGACUGUUGCUGGUGAGGGGAAGAAUGACCAGACGGUUGGUAAUGGAAACGGUGCACAGAUUGCUACGAAUGGUGUAGUCGAAGCUGGAAUGGAGAAUGACCAGACAAUUGGUAAUGGAAACGGUGAACAGAUUGCUACGAAUGGUGUAGUCGAAGUUGGAAUGGAGAAUGGAGAGAAGGAUUUCGGGUCCAAAUACCCUUAUUUCCUCAAAUCUUUGAGUGCGAAAUACUAUCCGCUGACACCCGAGGAGACACUGGGUACAUGGAAGGAAAAGGCUACUUUGCUGGAUUGUUCUGUGGCGGGAGAGGUUGAGAAGAAAUGGGCCAAUGUGUGGGAGGAAUAUGAGAAACUUGGCGGGAUGGUUGCAGAUUUGGUGUCGCUGCAGGCUAGGCUGGUGCGCGGCGAAGAGGUAACUUUGUAGAUGAAGAUUUGGAAGUGUUUUGAAUUACUUUUUGUGGAGCAUGAUCUUAGCUAGGGAUGAAAAGUUGGCUCAAUGAUGUUUUUGUGCUUAUGAACUAGCUUAAUGUUUUUUUGUCUUAUUGUAACUUAAUGAACCCAAAAAAAAGUUGUCAAUUUUCACCCAUGGAGCAACUGCAAUCUGGUCAAUGUACACCAUGUCACCAUUGCAUGUAAUUGUUCAUCUGCUAUCAAUGUCUACUGGGGUGCUGUAAUCCUAUA
This is a messenger RNA of Cuscuta campestris, 1425 nucleotides long. NCBI's taxonomy places the organism in Eukaryota, Viridiplantae, Streptophyta, Magnoliopsida, Solanales, Convolvulaceae. The record is from the annotation of a GenBank genome assembly.